Messenger RNA from Macadamia integrifolia, 849 nucleotides. RefSeq names its product nascent polypeptide-associated complex subunit beta-like. NCBI's taxonomy places the organism in Eukaryota, Viridiplantae, Streptophyta, Magnoliopsida, Proteales, Proteaceae. The coding region runs from base 160 to 630 and encodes 156 amino acids. Gene Ontology annotation, cellular component: nascent polypeptide-associated complex; cytosol. The transcript has 6 exons. The record is from RefSeq and is a predicted model, not a curated record.
UCUCAGCUGAGUGAACUUUUGCCAUUAGCGCUUGCGGCGACCAAAACCUCUCUGUAGCCUCUCAUUUUAUCUACAAAGCCCUCGCAAAGGUACUCUCCGAAUUUCACUCAUCUCUCUUUAUCUGGGUUUUCGAUUCUGGUUUUGUUUUCUCAUUCCAAUAUGAAUCGGGAUAAGCUUAUGAAGAUGGCCGGUGCUGUACGCACUGGUGGCAAGGGUAGCAUGCGAAGAAAGAAGAAGGCAGUUCAUAAGACCACAACAACUGACGACAAAAGGCUCCAGAGCACCCUGAAGAGAAUAGGGGUGAAUGCCAUCCCUGCCAUCGAGGAAGUCAACAUUUUCAAGGAUGACAUAGUCAUCCAGUUUCUAAACCCCAAAGUUCAAGCGUCAAUUGCUGCCAACACUUGGGUUGUUAGUGGUGCUCCCCAAACAAAAAAAUUACAGGAUCUUCUCCCUGGAAUCAUCAACCAAUUAGGUCCAGAUAACUUGGACAACCUGAGAAGGCUAGCAGAGCAGUUCCAGAAGCAAGCACCAGGUGCUGGUGCAACCCAAGAGGAUGAUGAUGAUGAAGUUCCAGAGCUUGUGGCAGGGGAGACAUUUGAGGCUGCUGCUAAUGACGGUCAAACUUCCUAGAGAUUCUGAAGGAUUUCUUUUAUGUAUUUUUUUUUUCUUCUUGUUUUUGGCCUAUAUUCCCAAGUUUUAAGUUACUGUUUUAUUUACUUCUUUUUCGGCCUCCUUGUGACAUACUAGAAAUUAGUUAUUUUGGUGGUGUUACCAAAAUCCUAAGAGUUUUGCUCAGCUCCUCAUAUGUACCUGAAUUCAUUUCUGAGUGACUUGACAGUUUUUGCAUCA